Molecule: messenger RNA, 2714 nt
Organism: Spirometra erinaceieuropaei
Lineage: Eukaryota; Metazoa; Platyhelminthes; Cestoda; Diphyllobothriidea; Diphyllobothriidae
Source: the annotation of a GenBank genome assembly
AUGCUCGAAUCGCAAAUACCCGAUUAUAAGCUAUCUGUGCGACGAGGCGACGCAUUAUCACAAGUGGCCGCCCACACCUACGAAAUGGGUCGCGAGUUUAACUACGCAGCCACCAAAAUAGACGCCAACGCCGGGAACACGACAUGCCGAAAAUUGAUUGAAGCCUGGGCCUCGGAUGAGAACUCGGUCAAUCGAUUUUUUGAUCUGGCGCUGGCGUACAGAGCCCUGCGUAAUCACCUCCAGUCUUCCGCAGUAGGUCGAUUAUUGGCCUAAAUGCCUUAUAAAUGUCGCUUGUUCUGUUGAUGUUAGUAAACGAGGCACUAAAGUAUAGCGCGUGCCCGAUCUCAUGAAAUGCUGGACGAAAUUUUGAAAUGCGUUUUUGAUUAGGAAAUAUUACGUAUGUGGGGUUGUAAGUAGCAUGCCCUUUUCACAUUGAUUUUCGAUGGUCUUAUAAGUUCAAAUAUAUUUUAUCGAAAACAUGCACAAAAAUAUGUCUCCUUUUAUAAAAUUUGGUGGAAAAUCACAUAUUCUGUGUAAUUUAUACUCAAAAAGUGUACAUUUAUGUUUUAAAAAGUUUUCAGAUUCUCGAAGAACUUUGAGCCAGAUCAGCCGUUGCAUUAGCGCUCAGCAAAUUUAGUCUACAAUGUGCUUACUUUCCACGUAAGAAAAACCACAUAUUUCUCUAUGUCCUCAAGCAGAUAGCACAUAGCGUUAAAUAAACUUUGUAGUGGAUGCGAACUGUGUUGUACAUUUCAGGAGGAGCGUUGGUAAACGGAAUUGUGCGAUGCUGUAUGUAUGUACAUCGCAUGGUCUUAAAAACUUCAUAACGACACACUUUUUAAAAACCCAACCUUGUAAAAGAAAGUAUAUUCUUGUGCAUGCUUUUAGUAAAAUAUAUUUGAAUGUAUAAGACCAUCGAAAAUCAGUGUGAAAAGUACAUGCUGCUGAAGCAGUCAUUUUUCACUGAGUGCAGCUUCUGCAGGAGGUGCGUUCGAAAUACUAUAGGAUCACGUCGCAUUCUAGUCAAUAUUGCACCCCUCCUAGGCAAUCAUUCCUAAUCGAAAACGAAUUUCAGAAUCUCGGGCACCAUUUCAUGAGAUCGUUCACGCACUUUAGAUGCUACGAAAUGUACGAAUCCACGCACAAGUCACCGUCCCUGGGUCCACCCCGCUGUGGAGCACACAGUGGACAUAGUCGUCAACAACACUCUAACCGUCGAGUCGCUGUGAAUGCUGGAAGAGCGGAGGGGGAUAGUUGGUACAGUUAAUAUCUAGUUCAUCACAAACCAGCUCAUUCGCAUAUUGUUUGAGAGUACCGCUGUGGACGUCACCGGUCUGGACGGCCCUUCAGUUCUUCACAUGAUGCGACUUAGGUCAACCCCUCACAUCACACUUUCUUUGUUCCACGGGACAGGGUAGGAUUGUGCGCGGCUUUUGUCAUUUAUAAUUCAAGCCUUGGUUACCAAAUACCUCUGAAGUUGCCACCCUUUGGGGACGGCCGUCUGUGCUCGUUGGUGCGCGUAUUCACAGCGCAGGAAUUUUGUGCGAUUUAAACGAUACUCAGCUCAGGGCAGAUUAAUGUCCCUGAUCAUCUUUUAUUUGAUCAUUCACAAGUUUUAACAUAAUACGGGUAGUUGGGCAGCUUUGGAUAAUCUGUCUUAACCAAUUGUUACAAACAUGGUUGCCUGGGUGAAAUUAAAACCCAAGACAGUAAGGACAUGGCUUGACUACAGCCAGCACUCUAACUAUCUGAGUUCCGUGAGUCUUGUUUUUUUUACUUGGAUCAUUUCAGCUAGAAAAAUUUGCCAAAGAUUUCUAUUUGGUUAGAACUUAUCGAUGAUCCGACUGAAGACGUUCAGAGAGAUCGGCCUGACCUGAGCUUCGAACUGUUCAGAUCAUUUGGAAGGCUGUCCACGACCGAGGUAACUGGCUUCCUAUCGGGUCUGAGAAUCUGGCUCAGCACCUUUUACGAAACGUGGCCCUCAUGGCACGCCUGCCAAGGGGGAUUCGAGCCGUCCUGUGAAGGUCUGGCGCAUACAGCGAAGGCCUCUCAAUAUGCAGCCCGCGUAGACGAGCUGUCUAACUUUCUCUGCCCGCGACUCUCUCUGAUAAUGGGUAAGGGUUAGAAUCCGAAACGCCAGGUCAAUAUAUUUCUUCUUCCAGUAUUCGCAUCUUCGUCUAUAGUCUAAAUUUGCUAGGCACUGCGUCCGAGACUGCCUCAAGCCCUCUUGCUCGCAAUAAGUUCUUGACAUCGAGACACAUGCGUGUGACAAUCGGAUUUUUAACAUCACGGAUGCAUGGUCAGAACGCCUGGGUGCUGAUUGGACAAAAUUCAACCGAUGACGUUUCCCACAGCCAUGUACCAAGCGGUCUCUUCUAAAGCCUACCACUUGUGGUGUCUUCUGUGCUUAGUACACGUCUCGGCUGUAUUGCAUAGGAAGCGCUGAAGGUGCAGCUUAACGAACAUGGCUUCGUUGUUGCAUAUACUGUUAGACUUCCAACUAGAGAACACGCCGAACAUCUCGAAUAAUUCUUGCUUGCAGUUGAAAAGGGCUUCUGACGAUUUUAGUGAAUCGGUCCACGAUUUAAUUAGACGUUGUUUCCAAACUUUAGUUCCGCCGGCCUGAUCUCGGAGACUUGGCGGCAGCAGUACGUCAGGAUCUAGUGUUGCAAGAGGGCACGGGUGUCCCAGCGGCAUUCACCAAGCUGGAGUAA